This is a messenger RNA of Pieris macdunnoughi, 468 nucleotides long. The record is from the annotation of a GenBank genome assembly. NCBI's taxonomy places the organism in Eukaryota, Metazoa, Arthropoda, Insecta, Lepidoptera, Pieridae.
AUGAGAUUGGAAUUUAAUAAGAAAGGUCCUCUUAAUAAGGAAUUAAGGCAUAUUUUGAAUGUCGAUGAAAUAACGGAUGGUUUAAAAAACCCACCCGAAAAAAUUAUUAUUGAAAAGAAUCUUAACGCAUUACAAAUAAAUAAGACAGGGAACCAGAACUUAAAUUCUUCUGAUAUAAAUGAUCUGUCUCCAUUACAACUUGGUAACGCAAAAUUUGGUUGGCUAGACAAAUUAAAACUGGGUCUUUUAAUAAUACUUAUUAUUGUGUACAUUGGUUUCCUGAUCAAAAGUCUUAUAUAUGAAAUAAAGAGAAUCAGGGAUGUUCAGCACAUGAUAAAUAGGAUGAGGCCAAUAAUUGCAGCUCUCUAUAAGAUGGAUGCAAAUGUAGCUAGAGAAGUGCAGAGAGCUGUCAACUCUUAUAGUACUUACAAUCUGCCCUUGCCAGAGGAAGACUACACUCAUUUUUAG